ACCAUGACAGGCACCGAGCCUGAAGGGCUGAAGUUGAAACGGGAGGUAGGGCUAAUUAGUGCGGUAUCUCUGGUCGCAGGCACUAUGAUAGGAUCGGGGAUCUUUAUGUCCCCCCAGUUUGUGAUGUCCAACGUUGGAAGCCCUGGAGCAAGCUUGAUCAUCUGGGCUGUGUGUGGCCUGGUGACUAUAUGUGCUGCGCUCACUUAUGCAGAGCUCAGUACGAUUUUUAGAGAAUCUGGAGGACAAUUCAUUUACAUACUGAGACUCUACGGACCCUUGCCUGCAUUCUUUGUGUCAUUCACGGUAAUAAUCGUGCUGAAGCCGUCAAGUAUUGCGGCUGUAUCCUUAAGCUUUGCUCAGUAUGUCGUGGCUCCUUUUUAUCCAGACUGCAUGCCACCUACAUUGGUGGUAAAAUGUAUAGCAGCGGUGGCCAUAUUAGUGGUGGCUAUUGUCAAUAUGUUGAAUGUUCGCUUCGCCAUGGCUAUUCAGACUAUCUUCUUGGUUGCUAAAACACUGGGUCUGAUUGUGAUCAUGACUGCUGGAAUACUUAUCAUUGCCAAGAAUGGCCUGGAAAACCUUGAUUCGGACAUUGCCUUUGAGGGGACAACUUUGGGGCUCAGUAGUCUUGGAAUGGCUCUGUAUCAGGGACUCUGGUCUUUCUCAGGAUGGAAUAAUUUAGCUGUUGUGCUUGAAGAGGUGAAAAAGCCAGAGGUAAAUCUUCCCCGUGCAUUAAUGAUUGCCAUCCCGGUGGUGACAAUCUUCUACUUGCUGGUCAAUAUCAGUUAUCUCGUCGUCCUGACUCCUAGAGAAGUGAUGAUGUCGAGUGCUGUAGCUGUCACUUGGGGAAGUAAGGUCCUGGGCAGCUGGGGCUGGGUGAUGUCUAUUGCAGCAGCAUUAUCUUCCUUUGGCACGCUAAAUGGAUCAUUCUUUGGUGGGGGACGAAUCACCUUUGCAGCUGCCAGAGAGGGUCACAUGCCUAGCAUUCUGUCCAUGGCUCAUGUGCGAUGCCUCACUCCCUCUCCAGCUCUCACCUUCACCACCAUCAUUGCCUUCAUUGUGCUCAUUCCUGGAAAUUUCCGGGGCAUAGUAAACUAUCUCAGCUUCACAUCUUGGUUUUUCAACGGACUUACAAUAUCAGGACUAAUCUAUCUAAAAAUAAGAAAUUCUGAUCUUCCUCAUACAUACAAGGUACCCAUUUUUAUCCCUAUCCUGGCUCUGAUGGCAUCUGUGUUCCUCGUUCUAGCCCCUAUUGUUGACAAGCCUCAGAUUGAGUACCUAUAUGCCACCAUCUUCAUCCUAAGUGGAACUUUGAUUUAUAUUCCAUUCAUACACUUUAAACUGUGCCCUCACUUGUUGGAAAAAGUCACAGUGUUUCUGCAGCUCUUCCUGGAGGUGGCACCAGCAGAAAAAAAUAUGUGAAACACCAAAGCAGACUUGGAGACAGAGAUUUUUUAGCAUUUUGCUAGGAUUUUUAUAACCAGUAAAUGAGGGCUAAUGAACUUUUGGAAAACAAAUAAAUGAAUAAAAACUUGGAACAUUUUGCCUAAAAAAAAGCCACACUGUCUUGGCUUAUAGUGAAAGCCUUAGAGCUUUACAGACUAAAUAAACAUGUUUUCAACAUACAAUUAAAAUUUUAUUUUAUGGUUAA
Molecule: messenger RNA, 1648 nt
Organism: Clarias gariepinus (North African catfish)
Lineage: Eukaryota; Metazoa; Chordata; Actinopteri; Siluriformes; Clariidae
Product: b(0,+)-type amino acid transporter 1-like
Exons: 6
Coding region: 4-1419 (471 amino acids)
Biological process (GO): amino acid transmembrane transport
Cellular component (GO): membrane
Molecular function (GO): L-amino acid transmembrane transporter activity
Source: RefSeq, a predicted model, not a curated record